AUGAAUGCAACCUUCACGCAAUUUGUCUUUGCAUCAUUAUUUUAUUUCUUUUACUUUAUAUUUGGUAUGCAAGAUGAUGAAGUGGAUAUGAUAAGGAGCAGUGACCUUAGCCCUUUUUUUUUUUUGUUAGUUGCUAUUGGUUUUCCAUGGGAUUCCUUCUUGAAAUCCCAACUUAGCUUUUUUGCAUUUCUGGUUAUUGAGCUGAUACAUGGAGUGUUUUUUAUCUUUGGUUGUUAUGGAUGGCGUAGUGCUACUCUGCAAGUGAUCUAUUCUUUUCCAUUUUCAUUUUGGGACAGAGGAUUUCUUCCUUUAUCAGCUGCACUGUUGUCAACAACUAUUUUGCAUUCUGAAGCUGAAGAUAUUGUGGACAUUUCUAUGGAGAUUGUAAAAAUUGUUCUGGCGACAAAUAUUGCUGAAAGUAGCAUCACCAUAGAUGAUGUUGUGUAUGUUGUAGACUGUGGAAAGGCAAAGGAAACAAGUUAUGAUGCUCUUAACAAGCUGGCAUGUCUGUUACCAUCAUGGAUUUCAAAGGCUUCAGCACAUCAGUUUCACCUGUUACCAAGUUUGUCACUUUUUGAUAUGGUGGGUCAAUUUCAGAGACGGGGUCGUGCUGGCCGUGUGCAACCUGGAGUUGCAACUUGGAACCGUGGGAUCAUUUUUGGCAAGGCACUUCAGCCGCCAGAUCCUCUUUCUGUUCAAAAUGCGAUUGAGCUUCUUAAAACAAUUGGAGCUUUGAAUGAUGCAGAGGAGCUUACUCCGCUUGCUUUGACAAUUGCAGCUGCUCUUGCACAUCGUGACCCUUUUGUCCUUCCAAUAAAUAGGAAAGAGGAAGCUGAUGCAGCAAAAAGAUCCUUUGCUGGUGAUUCUUGCAGUGACCAUAUAGCACUUCUUAAAGCUUUUGAAGGAUAUAAAGAUGCAAAACGUAAUGGAAGAGAGAGAGCAUUUUGUUGGGAAAAUUUUUUAUCACCAAGUGACCUUGCAGAUGAUGGAGGAUAUGAGAAAUCAGCUUACAACCGGUACAGCCAUGAUCUGGAGAUGGUAUGUGCCAUCCUUUGUGCUGGGCUUUACCCAAAUGUUGUGCAAUGCAAAAGAAAGGGAAAGCGUACAGCAUUCUAUACUAAAGAAGUUGGAAAAGUUGACAUUCAUCCUGCAUCUGUUAAUGCAGGGUUCAUCACUUCCCUCUGCCUUACAUGGUUUACAGUGAAAAGGUUAAAACAACCAGCAUAUUUAUCCGAGACUCAACAAACAUAUCUGAUUAUGCUUUGCUUCUGUUUGGUGGAAACUGCUGGUGAACUUGACAAGCUUUUGAACAGAAAGGUUGAAGAACCAGGAUUUGACAUUCCUGCCAGAAGGAAGGGAGUGGUGUCUGCUGUGGUUGAAUUAUUGCACAGUCAAAAUGUUCGCAAUAUGGAGAAGAAAAAAAGGGGGAAGGGGUGGGGGAAGGAGGACAUGGUCCUAGGUUAUUUUUUACUUAUCCUUCUGUCCGCCUUUCCAAAAUCAGGCGUCUCCUGUUUCAAUGGAAAAUACAGUAAGGCAGCUCUUCCGAUGAUAUCUUCCUGUUGA
Messenger RNA from Durio zibethinus, 1563 nucleotides. The record is from RefSeq and is a predicted model, not a curated record. NCBI's taxonomy places the organism in Eukaryota, Viridiplantae, Streptophyta, Magnoliopsida, Malvales, Malvaceae.